AUGAAGAGGAGUGAAAUCGUUGAUGCCUUAAGAGAAGAGUUCCAAGAAACACCCCUGGAAUUGGGAGGAGCAUCUUUGGACAAGCUCGCUUCAGAAAGUAAAGUUUCCCGGCUGAUGCUCGAACGUCAAGCAGAGAAAGAAGCAUUCGAAGAAGAGAACAUGUUCCGAUUGGCGAGAACGAAAGCAGACAAAAAAGCUCAACGGUUGCUUAAAGAAAAACAGAAAUUCAUUUUGGCUGGGGGCUCGACGUUGAAUGAAUUAACAUCAUUUGCGGAUUCUGCAAUUGAUUCAACAUUUGAUGAUCCGUCGUUGGGGUUUGGAGGAAGCAAAUCGACAGCCCGACUGGCUCAAAGUCUUUCUGCAGUGCAACAAGCAUCGGAUAGAUUAGAAAGAUCUAAGAAAGCAACGAAAUCACAAGAAAGCGAUUUCCACGUAACAGCAAGAGAAGUGAACAGGAGGAAGAAGCACGCAGUUGAUGCUGACGGACAUUUCGGUGGAGGUAUCGAAUCUGAUGAUGGGAAUGAGGAAACUGAAAUGCCUGGCGUGAUUCGUGAAACACUCGAAACCAAGAAAUCCAAGAAAGAUCUUAAAAAAGCAAAAUAUAGAGAACAACAGUUGAAGACUCUACCGACGCUAGACGAUGAAGUUGAGGGGAAAAGAGGAACAUCUUACACCAUAGAGAAGAAUAAAGGACUCGUCCGUAAGAGAAAGCGAAUUGAGGGAACAGCAAGAGCCCAUAACCGUAUGAAAUAUGAAAGGAAACUCAAACGACUUAAAGUAAGAAUGACUAGUCAGAAAUCUUGUCAUUAUUUUGUACCACAGGGAACGCAACAAGAUAUGCGGGAGGGAACUGCUUCUGGAAACUACGGUGGUGAAGCUACUGGUAUUAAAACGCACCUGAAGAAGUCCAUAACACUGGCUUAG
Messenger RNA from Condylostylus longicornis, 924 nucleotides. RefSeq lists its product as uncharacterized. The coding region runs from base 1 to 924 and encodes 307 amino acids. Lineage: Eukaryota; Metazoa; Arthropoda; Insecta; Diptera; Dolichopodidae. Gene Ontology annotation, biological process: maturation of SSU-rRNA from tricistronic rRNA transcript (SSU-rRNA, 5.8S rRNA, LSU-rRNA). Gene Ontology annotation, cellular component: nucleolus; small-subunit processome. The record is from RefSeq and is a predicted model, not a curated record. The transcript has 4 exons.